AUGUUUCCACGAGAAAAUCGAGAAAAUCAAGAUUCAAAAAAUACCAAAAUACCGGAUUCUGCUUCCUCUUUAUCUUAUCCGUCGCCUACUCACGUUAAUUUAUUUGCGCGUCGGGCAAGUGCCUCUGUUAUCCCGUCGACGAUCAGAUAUAAUCAAACAGAUUUAUCUACCACAAUAAUGAAUUCCCAAUUUAAUCAUUCAGAUAAUCCCGUCGGUUUUGAAAAUCCUACCAUAGAAAGACGUUAUUUAAGAAGAGGAAUUCAUAAUUCAUCUUCAAGUCAAUCAAAAAUUGAAAAUAAUAGUUCAGAGUCUAGUGGUAUAGGAGAAGAUUCAUAUCAAGGGCAUCAAGGUGUUAAUAUAUCUUCGGAAAUGGGAAAUUCUGAUCCUGAAAUUCAUAAGCGAGGUUCUUUCAAAGAAAAAAAAUUUUUAUCACCCUCAAUUUCGGCUGAAAAAAAGAAACGCCUGAGACUUAGUUUCAAAGGCUUACGUAAUCCCAAACAUACAGUUCGUUCUUGGAGUGAAAAUGAUGUUCCCGAGAAUAAUCCAUUAUCACAAAAUUCUAAUCAAAGUCAUGUAACAUUAACAAGACAUUCUUCUAAUUUGGAAUUUUACAAAGAUUCUAAUCAUAAUCAAUCAUCAGAAUCUAAUAUAUCAAUUCCUUCAAAUCCAUAUAAAGAAUUAAACAAAUCUAAAUCAUUUUUUUCAUUUCUUGGAUCAAAUACAAAUAACAAUAAUCAUAAUCGUCAUCAUUUUGAACAAAGCAAUAAAAACAAUAUAUUCAGUCAUCGACACAAAAAAACACCAACAUUAGAAGUAAAAGAAACACAUAAAAUGUACAAAGAUUACGAUCUCGCAACAGGGAAUAAAAUAAUUAAUAAAUAUAUGUUAGUUAAAGAAUUAGGUAGAGGUGUACAUGGAAAAGUCAAAUUAGGGCAGAAUUUGGAAUCGGGAGAAUGGGUUGCAAUUAAAAUUGUUGAUCGAGUAACACGUCGUCGAUUAGGUUCACGUAACAAUGACCUUACAAACGAACAAAAAAUCAGAAAAGAAAUCGCGAUACUAAAGAAAUGUGUUCAUCCACAUGUCGUCAGAUUGAAAGAAGUUAUAGACGACCCAAUGAGUCGAAAAAUUUAUUUGGUCAUAGAAUAUAUGGAGGGUGGUGAAAUACAAUGGAAAGAUGACCAUGAUAAUCCUAUUAUGAGUAUUGAUAAGGCAAGGGAAAUUUUUAGGGAUGUGGUGCUGGGUUUGGAAUAUCUACAUCAUCAAGGAAUUAUACAUCGCGAUAUUAAACCUGCGAAUUUGUUGCUCACAGCCGAUCAAGUUGUUAAAAUCUCUGAUUUUGGCGUGUCACAUUUUAGUCAACGUUCCAUGCCAGAUAAAAAUAAUCCUGCACAAGAUAUGGAUCUGGUCAAAACUGCAGGAAGUCCGGCUUUCUUUGCUCCAGAACUAUGUCUUCCGGGUGACUUCUCAAAAGACUUGAAAUCAGUCACUACAACCAGUCUAAGUUCAAAGAAUAAUUAUUCAUCCAAACCUCUUUCAAGAUCCAACUCUCGUUUUAUGCCCGUACGUACACAACGACCUCCCAUCACUAAAGCUAUCGACGUUUGGGCUCUUGGUGUUACAUUAUAUUGUUUCAUUUUUGGUCGAUGUCCUUUCAUAGCGGAUACUGAAUUUGAAUUAUUUUUUCAUGUUAUUCCUCAUCAAGAACCGGAAUUUCCCAGUGAUAGACCUAUUGAUGAUGAUUUAAAAGAUUUACUAUUAAAGUUAUUAGAAAAGGACCCGCAAAAAAGAAUAACCUUAGAAUUAGUAAAGAAACAUCCAUGGGUAAUCGUAGAUUUACCAAAUCCGCAGAAAUGGCGAGAGGAAACUGAUCCAAUGAAAUAUCAAUUCUUGACAGUAACUGAUGAAGAAGUUAAGAGCGCCUAUACAAUAAUUGAUCGCCUAAAAAAGAAGAUACGCAAAAUAUCCAUGUCUUUAGGAAAUAUGACUUUAGACAAUCUUCGACGACGUUCAAAAUCCGUUUCAUCUACAUCAUCUCCGGGAUCUACAGAUAGUUCACUGACUCAUGCAUCACCUAUUAGUAUUCGAAGACCUGAAUCACAACAAACUUUACAAAUUUCUCAUCAACGACCCGUAAGCUUGUAUGGGUCAAGUUUCCCUGAAACAUAUGCUCGACAAAAGCAAAAGGAUUUUGAAAACUUUGUAGUAGAAGAAACCGAUCCUUCUUUGUCGUCAUCAUCAUCAUCACAUUCUACAAUUGCGCCAAAUUCACAAGUUUGGGAUCGACAAGAUGUUUACCUUCCUCGAUCAGGAUCUCGACAGCUCAAAAUGAAAAGGCGAAGUAAUCAUUCUCAUAGUAGUUUAAAUCAGAGUUGGGUGUUUACACCAGAUGAAGGAUCAGACAAUGAAGAAUUAAUGAAUAAUAAAAUUGUUGAAGAUAAAAUUUAUAAUAAUAAUUCACUGACUAUACAGAAUGAUCAGAAUUGUAAACAAUAUGUCAAUGUUGUUUCAAGUGAUCCUUUUGGAUAUGAUGGGUUAGAAACAAUUAGUAAAGAUAAUAUAGAGAUUAUAGACACGAUUGACAGCGAUGAUGACGAUGUUGGAGUAGUAUUUGGGAGUAAUUCAUCUCGAGGAUGGAAUUCUUCACAACAAUUAAGAGCGACGCAUAAUUUACAAAAUUUAAAUAUAUCCGUUAACCAAAAGUAA
Molecule: messenger RNA, 2703 nt
Organism: Diversispora eburnea
Lineage: Eukaryota; Fungi; Glomeromycota; Glomeromycetes; Diversisporales; Diversisporaceae
Source: the annotation of a GenBank genome assembly